CUCAUCAUCAUCACUAAAACUAAAAUAAAAAAGAGUUUCAUAUUCCUAAUAAUAAGCUUUUUCAAUGGACACCAAAAUAGGAUCCAUCGACACGUGUAAGCCAACCACUGGCGACGUCGGAAGUCCCCCAAGCAACGCCGUCGCAACAAUCCACGACUCCGCUCCCACCACCGCAACCUCCCUCGACUCCUCCGAAGCGACUCUUGGACGUCACUUAGCCCGCCGUCUUGUCCAAGCCGGAGUCACCGACAUUUUCUCUGUUCCCGGAGAUUUUAACCUAACUCUUCUUGACCACCUCAUCGCCGAACCAGAGCUCAACAACAUCGGAUGUUGCAACGAGCUUAACGCUGGUUACGCCGCCGAUGGUUACGCUCGAUCUCGUGGAGUCGGUGCUUGCGUCGUGACCUUCACCGUUGGUGGACUCAGUGUUUUGAACGCGAUCGCUGGUGCAUACAGUGAGAAUCUGCCAGUUAUCUGUAUCGUGGGAGGUCCUAACUCUAAUGAUUUUGGUACUAACCGGAUUCUUCAUCACACCAUUGGUUUACCUGAUUUUAGCCAAGAGCUUAGGUGUUUCCAAACUGUUACUUGCUAUCAGGCUGUGGUGAACAAUUUGGAGGAUGCACAUGAACAGAUCGACAAGGCGAUAUCAACAGCUCUGAAAGAGAGCAAGCCUGUCUACAUUAGCAUCAGCUGUAACUUAGCUGCAACUCCUCAUCCUACGUUCGCUCGUGAUCCUGUUCCUUUUUCCCUAACUCAAAGGAUGAGCAACAAGAUGGGUUUAGAAGCUGCGGUGGAAGCAACAUUGGAGUUUCUGAACAAGGCAGUGAAGCCAGUUAUGGUUGGUGGUCCAAAGUUGCGUGUGGCUAAAGCUAGUGAUGCCUUUGUGGAGCUAGCUGAUGCUUCAGGCUACCCUCUGGCAGUGAUGCCUUCUGCAAAAGGCUUUGUACCAGAGAACCAUCCUCACUUCAUUGGUACUUACUGGGGAGCAGUCAGCACUCCGUUCUGCUCUGAGAUUGUUGAAUCUGCGGAUGCUUACAUUUUCGCAGGUCCAAUCUUCAAUGACUACAGCUCAGUUGGUUACUCACUUCUCCUCAAGAAAGAAAAAGCAAUCAUUGUGCAUCCUGAUCGUGUCGUUGUGGCCAAUGGUCCUACGUUUGGUUGCGUUCUGAUGAGUGAUUUCUUCAGGGAAUUGGCUAAGAGGGUGAAGCGUAACGAGACCGCUUAUGAGAACUACCAUAGGAUCUUUGUCCCUGAAGGUAAGCCAUUGAAAUGCAAACCUAGGGAACCUUUGAGAGUCAACGCAAUGUUCCAACACAUUCAGAAGAUGCUCUCUAGUGAAACCGCUGUGAUUGCUGAAACUGGUGAUUCUUGGUUCAAUUGUCAGAAGCUAAAGCUGCCUAAAGGAUGUGGGUACGAGUUUCAGAUGCAGUAUGGAUCUAUUGGUUGGUCUGUUGGUGCGACUUUGGGAUACGCACAGGCAUCACCAGAGAAGAGAGUGUUGUCUUUCAUCGGAGAUGGGAGUUUCCAAGUGACGGCUCAGGACAUAUCCACGAUGAUUCGUAACGGACAGAAGACGAUCAUCUUCCUGAUUAACAACGGUGGCUACACCAUUGAAGUGGAGAUUCAUGAUGGUCCUUACAAUGUGAUCAAGAACUGGAACUACACUGGUCUUGUCGAUGCUAUUCAUAACGGUGAAGGCAAAUGCUGGACAACAAAGGUGAGAUACGAGGAGGAGCUAGUGGAAGCGAUUAAGACCGCGACAAUGGAGAAGAAAGAUAGUCUUUGUUUCAUUGAAGUGAUCGUUCACAAAGAUGAUACGAGCAAAGAGUUGCUUGAGUGGGGCUCUCGGGUCGCAGCUGCUAAUGGUCGUCCUCCCAAUCCUCAGUAGAAGCAAGAGAAACGAAUCUUGAGUGUGGCUCAAGCAUCUCUCGUUUCUUAGCAAUUGAGUUACAUUGUUUCCUGUUUUUUACUGAUUUAUUUUCCUACUGGCUUUUGGAACUUUCCAGUUAGUACCAUUGAUGGUGAUUCCUUUUUCCAUAAUAAACUUCGAUAUUUGUC
Molecule: messenger RNA, 2058 nt
Organism: Arabidopsis arenosa
Lineage: Eukaryota; Viridiplantae; Streptophyta; Magnoliopsida; Brassicales; Brassicaceae
Source: the annotation of a GenBank genome assembly